UUUCCGACGCCUACAUUUUCUCCUGUAUAUAACUCAUCCAUCUGCUGCUCAUAUCAUGACUGUCAGAGGAGCCUGACAGUUUAUUGGCAUUGACAUCAUAGCCUGAGCACAGUGAAUCGAUAACUUUGUAUGGCGGUCAGGUGCCAAGCGAAUCUGGGUCAUCCGCAUCUGUCUCUCUCCUAGGCUUCGAACAGUCAACGAGUACAACCACCUUUUCGCCCGCAGAAUUCAGACUCAUUUUCUUCACACUAUCACGCCCUAUCUUCGGACUUGUCUUGAAAUAAGUUACAGCGACAGUGACAGCUUCACGGUCUCAACAGCUGCCGUGAACGUUCCCCCACGUUCCCCGCCUUCAAGUAUCCCAGCCUUGAGCUGAUGAUCCUCUCUUGCUCAUAGGAAGGACUUACCAUGGCUGCUCUGGAUCUUGGCAAGUACAAGAAAUUUGUACAAUACUUCUACGAUCCGGAACCGACAAACGUGCUGCAAUCUCCAAUAUGGUGCUUGGGAAAAGAAUACCGUGCGCCAGACAGAUCAUCAGCUGCGAAAGACAUGCACUCUUCUGUUCCAAACGUCAAGUCUGCUCCCAUCGGAUCGAGUCGAGUACAACCUGUAACCCCACCCGACAGCACAGCUAGCAGUAUCGACUCGAAUCUAGCUUAUGAGGACUCGGAGAACGAGCAGGGCGGACGAUGGCCUUCGCCAUUCCUGGACGACUUCGAAGCAAGAAUAUGGCUCACAUACAGGUCAAACUUCCCGGCCAUUCCCAAAUCACAAGACCCGAAAGCGCAAGCCGCCAUGAGCCUUCCGGUACGAAUACGCAGCCAAUUCGACAAGCCAGCCGGGUUCACGUCUGACACUGGAUGGGGAUGUAUGAUUCGCUCUGGACAGAGCUUGCUUGCAAAUGCUCUUGUGAUGGUUCGCUUGGGGAGAGAUUGGAGACGUGGCUCAUCCACCGCCGAAGAGCGUAAGAUAAUCUCCUUGUUCGCAGAUUCGCCAAAUGCCCCGUAUUCGAUACACAAAUUUGUGGAACAUGGAGCGACUGCCUGUGGGAAGCAUCCUGGAGAGUGGUUUGGGCCAUCGGCCACAGCACGCUGUAUACAGGCCUUGACAAAUGAUCACGAGUCUUCAGAACUCCGAGUCUAUCUUACCGGCGAUGGGGUAGAGGUAUAUGAGGAUACGUUCAUGAAGAUCGCUAGACCUGACGGGGUGACUUUCAAGCCAACCCUCAUCUUAGUGGGAACACGAUUAGGGUUAGACAAAAUCACGCCCGUGUAUUGGGAAGCCUUGAAGGCUUCUUUACAGAUGCCUCAGUCUAUUGGUAUAGCAGGUGGUCAACCGUCAUCAUCUCACUAUUUCAUUGGCGUUCAAGGAUCCUUUUUCUUCUACCUAGACCCUCACCAAACUCGACCAGCACUGCCAUUACCAGCAAACAUUGAGGACUACAGCCAGGAAGAUUUAGAUUCCUGCCAUACCAGGAGGCUGAGACGGAUACAUGUGAAGGAAAUGGAUCCAAGUAUGCUGAUCGCCUUUCUGAUACGUGAUGAGAACGAUUGGAAAGACUGGCGGAGGGCUGUACAAGAGGUUCAGGGAAAAGCCGUCAUCCACGUUGCCGAUCGAGAGCCUGCUCUCAGUACAGAGCGGGAUGGAGCGAUUGAUGAAGUCGAGACCUUUGAUGAUGAUGACGACGAUGAUACCAUAUUAGAUGCUUAGGAUGGAUUUAGGUGCAAUGGGUGUUGGUUGCAUGUCUCAACUAGGCGUUGGGGUUGAAAAGGAUAUUGGUCUAGAAUCGCUGUACUCGCACAGGCUCUCAAGCGGACUUGUUUAAUGCAAAUUCCGACACAACCUCUACGAUAACUCCAGCAAUAAAAUCUAAUGUCCCAUAAUCGCCCGAUGUCCCCCAACUCCGCGCUAUGUGGAAAUCAACCCUAUUAACAACAUGUUCUGUCAUGCAAUAGUAGUCUCACCGCUUCCCCUUCUUUCCCUUGCUACCCUUUUGAAUAGCCUGGGGGACAGGCUGGGCAUGAUCGAAUUCUUUGAUGUGAUUGAAGAGCUUGGAUUUCGAAAGGAAAG
This is a messenger RNA of Mollisia scopiformis, 2070 nucleotides long. RefSeq names its product putative cysteine protease atg4. The transcript is spliced from 4 exons. Gene Ontology annotation, molecular function: protein-phosphatidylethanolamide deconjugating activity. The coding region runs from base 409 to 1710 and encodes 433 amino acids. Lineage: Eukaryota; Fungi; Ascomycota; Leotiomycetes; Helotiales; Mollisiaceae. The record is from RefSeq and is a predicted model, not a curated record.